CGUUAAACACACCAAACUAUUGAACCAUGUGAAAUGUUCAACUUAUAGGGUGUACAUGAAUAUGGGAAGAAGAUUGCUGUCAAGAUGUUCCACGACGACACGCCAACACAUGCUGAUGGUGGUCAUGAGCAAUUCCAGAAGGUGUUCUGCAACCUCAAGAGGCUCCGACACCAGAACAUCGUGCGGUUGCUUGGGUACUGCUAUGAAACGCAGCAAAAACACAUGGAAUAUGAGGGGAGAAAGAUUUUCUGUGAAAAGACACAAAGAGCGCUCAGUUCCGAGUAUAUGCACAACGGAGACCUUGACAAGUAUCUUCUUUCUGAUAAAUACAAAGGAGAUACUUGGCAGACAUGCUACGGAAUGAUUAAGGGGAUUUGCAAGGGUUUGAAAUACCUUCACGAGGACUUGGAAUCUCCUAUUUAUCAUUUGGAUCUAAAGCCAUCCAAUGUGUUGCUGGAUGAGAAGCUUGUGCCGAAGCUCGCGGAUUACGGCUUGUCAAGGCUAUCUGGAGAUGAGCAGACACAAAUCAUGAAAUGUUUCAUGGGAACAAUUGGGCACGUGCCACCAGAAUACAUAGAUGAGAAUGUAAUCUCAAAUAAAUUCGACAUAUUCAGCUUGGGGGCUAUCAUCAUAAAGAUACUUGCAGGACCGAUGAGUUACUCAAAACGUGCCGAGAUGUCCACCCAGCAAUUCGUUGAGCUUGUAAUAGAAAAUGAUCCCUUUCUUGAGAUCAAUUAUACAUCCUUCACAAAUAAUAGUUCUUUUAUACAAUGGUAA
This is a messenger RNA of Aegilops tauschii subsp. strangulata, 777 nucleotides long. The record is from RefSeq and is a predicted model, not a curated record. NCBI's taxonomy places the organism in Eukaryota, Viridiplantae, Streptophyta, Magnoliopsida, Poales, Poaceae.